CAGGGCGGUGCUGGCUGAAGCGGUCAGACUCAGUCCACACGGAGAGCUCGACUUGGCUGGAGGCUACCGGAGCUGACGGUCGAAACGAUCAUUGAUCCAUGAGAGCUGUCAAACGUCGGACAAUGUUCUUGGUGUGAACGAUGUGUCUCGAGCGCGUCGUCUUCCGGAGCUGACCGUUCGUGAAAGAUUAUGAAUCAGUGAGGAUUGCUUUGAUAAAAAAAAAAAAAACAGUGAGCACGUCGAGAGUUUUUUAAUCUGUCUCGCGGAUGAGCGAACGAGCUCUCGUUCGGAUAUAAAAUCGGGACAUUGUUAUUGCGAAUCCGAGCAGUGCUAAUCGACACAAAACGUGCCCGAUCGACGUUCGAGAAUGACAGUAAUAAGGAUGACCUCGCCGGUGACGCCUGGAUCGACCAGUCCGGAUUCGUCAAACGAGGCUCAGGCGCUGCAAGCAACCUCGAAACCGACUCAUCAACUGAGUUUCUCCGUCGCGGCCCUGCUGGCGCCCAGGAAGAUGCCGGAGUCCUCGGCGAAGCAGGAUGCUCUCUUAAUGUCAUCCAGAUCGUCGUCGGUCGUCUCGUAUUUGCCGAUUCGGCAGGAACCUCGUAUCAAUACUUCUGUGCCGAGGCAACUUUCCGAUUUGAAAACCUCGAGGUACAUCUCGAUCACCACGUCUUCGUCACCCAGUCAAGAAGCUAGAUUGAGCCAUUGCGUCUCUCCACACCACGCUUCGGACUCGGGGACACCACCAAGGUAUCCCGAGGUGAUCGAUUUCACUUGCAGCAUCGAAUCACCCAGCAGACGAUCGACCUCCGGCAGCAUAGACUACCGAGUGCAUCCGUCUACCGACAUCAGAACCACUCCGGAAUCCGUGAUAGGCUGUUCCUCGCCUCCGAAAAUCAUGGGCAAUCAUCAGGACGCUGGCUCGCAAUCGCCUACGAGCAGUUCUCACGGUGAGGCUCACUCGAGGUGUUCAGAGGCGGAUGACAUCGAGGAAGACGACGAGAGUAGACUAGUGGACGUCGAGGAUCUUCAGCAUCAUCCGUCUAGUCCAACUCCCGUUAGGCCGACUCCGGCUUAUCUCGGCGGUUUCUCCAGCCUUGGUGGUAUCCCUGGGAUUCCGCCGAAUUUUCACCCUGCAGUCUGGGGCGGCGGACAUCAGAAUGCAGCUGCAGCCGCCGCGGCGGCUGCAGCAGCCGCAGCUACUGCCACAUUCUUCCCUUCUCACUUCUCUCAUCAUGCUCCUCUGAACGAGAACGGCGAACCGGCUAAGAUUAAGUGCAACCUGAGGAAGCACAAGCCUAACCGUAAGCCCAGGACGCCUUUCACGACACAGCAGUUAUUGGCCCUCGAGAAGAAGUUCAGAGAGAGACAGUACUUGAGUGUCGCUGAGAGGGCAGAGUUCUCGUCGUCGUUGCACCUUACGGAGACACAGGUAAAGAUCUGGUUUCAAAACCGACGUGCUAAGGCGAAACGUUUGCAAGAAGCGGAAAUCGAGAAGCUGAGGAUGUCAGCCGUGAGACAGCAUCAUUCGGCGCUCUACGGCUCGCACCCAGGACUUUUAACCCCGGGACUUUAUCCCGUAGGAAUGCUCUCUCAUCCCGGCUUAACACCUCAUCACGCGAUCACCCAGCAUCCUGCAAGGGAAUGAGAGUUUGAACGUUUAUACAAUAGCAGUCUCAGAAACAUGUCAUCGAUUCAUAUCUUGCGAAAUUAUUUCGACUAUGCGAAAAGGGCAGAUUUAAAAAUCACGUGAUUGUAAAUCAUGUGUUGCAGCAAAUUGAUCAUCGAAUUGUUUUAAAACGAAGAAAAAAUGUCACGUAAUUGGCUUCACGUUUUUCAGUAUUAAUUUAAAGAAAAAAGUGAGAUAUUCAUUGAAAAAUUUGUGCCAAUAUCGAUUGCAAUUGUUUUGAAAAGGUUAGAGAGAGAGAGAGUUGUAAAUAGAAUUGUAAAUAUUACUGAUUAUGUUAAUCGCUUUGUACAUAAACAUCCAAUGAAUUAUUCGAGAAAUGGGGUUACACUUGCAUCGUACAGUGCAAAUAUUGAAACGAAUGAAUCUCGAUACUUCGGAGAAGAUUCUUUUUCCAAUUUUGUAUAAAUGUAAAGUAAACAUACAAUAAAUAGAAGAAUUUAUUUAAUAAAUUGUAUUAUCAUAA
Messenger RNA from Nylanderia fulva, 2153 nucleotides. RefSeq lists its product as uncharacterized. Gene Ontology annotation, cellular component: nucleus. NCBI's taxonomy places the organism in Eukaryota, Metazoa, Arthropoda, Insecta, Hymenoptera, Formicidae. The record is from RefSeq and is a predicted model, not a curated record. Gene Ontology annotation, biological process: embryonic morphogenesis; regulation of transcription by RNA polymerase II. Gene Ontology annotation, molecular function: DNA-binding transcription factor activity, RNA polymerase II-specific; RNA polymerase II transcription regulatory region sequence-specific DNA binding.